Pneumocystis murina B123 is the source of this 1401-nucleotide messenger RNA. RefSeq lists its product as hypothetical. Gene Ontology annotation, molecular function: GTP binding; GTPase activity; molecular adaptor activity. Gene Ontology annotation, cellular component: cell division site; microtubule cytoskeleton; septin ring. Bases 52 to 1401 code for a protein of 449 amino acids. Gene Ontology annotation, biological process: cytoskeleton-dependent cytokinesis. The transcript is spliced from 8 exons. The record is from RefSeq and is a predicted model, not a curated record. Lineage: Eukaryota; Fungi; Ascomycota; Pneumocystomycetes; Pneumocystales; Pneumocystaceae.
CGAACAAGGGAGACUUUGACGUAUCAAACGUAGUUUUAAAAGAAACGUCUCAUGGAAGAAACAAUGCUUGUAAAUUGUAAACUAUCUUCUAUAACUGAGAUAAAUCCUGUCAAUUCUCAGACAGAAGAAUUUACAGGAUUUGAUGGUCAUCAAGAUCCAUAUAAGACAAAUGCAUCAUCAUCAGGAAACCAUAUUAUUCGAAGAAAAUUGACAGGUUAUGUUGGGUUUGCCAAUCUUCCGAAUCAAUGGUAUCGAAAAUCGAUUAAAAAAGGAUUUAUUUUGAACCUUAUGGUUGUUGGAGAGUCAGGGCUUGGAAAGUCGACUCUUGUGAAUACACUGUUUAAUUGUUCAUUGUAUCCUCCAAGAAAUAUUAAACCGUUAACAAAAGACCUGGAGAAAACAAUUGAAAUUAAAAGUAUUACAUCAGAGAUCGAAGAGAACGGCGUUAAAUUGAAGUUGACGGUCGUGGACACACCAGGAUUUGGUGAUUUUGUAAACAAUAAUGAUAGUUGGCAACCAAUUUUGGAGAAUAUCGAACAACGUUUUGAUGCUUAUCUUGAGGCUGAAAAUAGAGUAAGCAGGGCAAAUAUUAUAGACAAUCGUAUACAUGCUUGCAUAUUUUUUAUUGACCCUACGGGUCAUUCUCUUAAACCCUUAGAGAUUGAAUUUAUGAGGCGUCUUCACCAACGUGUUAACUUGAUUCCUGUCAUUGCUAAAAGCGAUACAUUAACAGAGCAAGAAGUAUUGAGUUUUAAAAAAAGGAUAUUGAGCGAUAUUGCUUUUCACGAAAUUGAAAUCUUUAGGCCUCCUAAUUAUGAAUACGAUGAUGAAGAAACACUUAACGAAAAUAAUGAAAUUGCUUCAAAAAUUCCUUUUGCUAUUGUAGGAAGCAAUUAUGAAGUAACAACAUCUUCCGGUCAUACAGUAAGAGGUAGAAAAUAUCCGUGGGGAGUAAUUGAAGUGGAAAAUGAAAAUCAUUGCGAUUUUAUUAAAUUACGUCAGAUGCUUAUUCGGACACACAUGGAGGAUUUAAAAGAAUAUACUAAUGAUGUGCUAUAUGAAAAUUAUAGGACAGAUAAAUUGUUACAAAUGGGGGUUGCACAAGAUUCUAGUGUAUUUAAAGAAGUAAACCCUUCUAUUAGACAAGAAGAAGAAAGACAGCUUCAUGAAGCUAAAUUAUUAAAAAUGGAAGCAGAAAUGAAACUCGUUUUUCAACAAAAAGUUCAAGAAAAAGAAAAUAAAUUAAAACAGUCUGAAGAGGAAUUGUAUGCUCGACAUCGAGAAAUGCGUGAUGCUUUGCAACAACAACGUGCAGAACUUGAGGAGAAGAAAUCUCGAUUAGAAUCAGGCCGUUUUACGGAGGAAAAAGGAAAAAGAAAAGGGUUCGGCUUAGUAAGAUAA